CUAUCUUUGCGCGUAUUUUUUUUCCUAAUAUGUAAUAACUGAUGACGCCAUAAUAAGGUUGCUUGUUUGAAGCUUAGAUCAUUUGGUGACGUUUGGUUUAUGCUUUUCGUCGGAUACUCACUUUCUUUGGCGUGUAUUUUGUGGUUUUAACCCAUUGGCUUGUUAUUAAUUGCUGUUCUUGAAAGGUGAGGUUUAAUCGUUGUUUCUUUCUUUUCCGGAUAUUCAUUGUUUAAACAUGGACUUGGGUUCAGGGAUACCCGGUGAUGGGAGGUGUUUGUUUCGAUCUGUGGUUCAUGGUGCUUGCCUAAGAGCAGGAAAGCCACCUCCAAGUGAAAGCCAAGAAAAGGAACUCGCUGACGAGCUCAGAGCAACAGUUGCAGAUGAGUUUAUCAAAAGGCGAGCAGAUACUGAGUGGUUUGUGGAAGGUGAUUUUGAUACCUACGUUGCACAGAUGCGACAGCCCCAUGUCUGGGGAGGGGAACCUGAGCUACUAAUGUCAUCGCAUGUGCUACAGGUUCCGAUAACCGUUCACAUGUGGGAUAAGAAGAAGAAUUGCCUUAAGAUUAUAGCUGAAUAUGGUCAAGAAUAUGGGAAGGAGAACCCAAUCCGUGUUCUGUAUCAUGGCUAUGGACAUUAUGACGCAUUACAGAGCCUUUCCGGUGGUCUGCAGUCAAAGCUGAACAAGAGAUGGUGAGACAAUAAUUGCUGAAGUUUAUGAUGCUCAGAUGCAAUUCAUUGAACCACACUACCUCCUCUACCUCCUCUGAAGUGGAAGCCCGUGAAAAUAAUAUAGGAUCGCUCAUUAUUCAGUUUCAUGGCUACUUUGUAAUUAGAAUAUAGCACCACUUCUUGGUACACUCAAUUUCUCAGAGUAUUAAUCAACAUAAUGUGAUAUCUGAUCAUAGCAAAUAAUAGUUCCUAACA
Molecule: messenger RNA, 924 nt
Organism: Sesamum indicum (sesame)
Lineage: Eukaryota; Viridiplantae; Streptophyta; Magnoliopsida; Lamiales; Pedaliaceae
Product: OVARIAN TUMOR DOMAIN-containing deubiquitinating enzyme 4
Biological process (GO): ERAD pathway; endoplasmic reticulum unfolded protein response; protein deubiquitination
Cellular component (GO): nucleus; cytosol
Molecular function (GO): cysteine-type deubiquitinase activity
Source: RefSeq, a predicted model, not a curated record